Messenger RNA from Chelonus insularis, 2623 nucleotides. It is a transcript of the gene Ent2, whose product is annotated as Equilibrative nucleoside transporter 2. Bases 351 to 1820 code for a protein of 489 amino acids. Lineage: Eukaryota; Metazoa; Arthropoda; Insecta; Hymenoptera; Braconidae. Gene Ontology annotation, molecular function: nucleoside transmembrane transporter activity. Gene Ontology annotation, biological process: nucleoside transmembrane transport. Gene Ontology annotation, cellular component: plasma membrane. The transcript is spliced from 9 exons. The record is from RefSeq and is a predicted model, not a curated record.
UCUCAUAUGGUAGGGGAAAAUGCUUAGCUUGUGAUACAUAAAAGCGUGUGAACGUUUUUCUUCAUAAGUAAUCACUAGCUAGUAGUCGUUAAUUAUUCCCAUUUUCCGCAUGAAUAAUUAUCAAUAAUUCAUAAAUAAUUGUAACAUAAAGAACGAAUUUAUAAGUUCUCUUUCAUCCAUACAGCUAAAAAGAGGUUACAAGAAGUUGAUUUAGCUUGUUGCUAUUUCCCGCGAAUUUCUAUAACUAAGUCUAACAUGUUUUGUCUUCAAAAUGUAUUAACAAAACAUAUUUAAGAAAUUUAUAAUCUUUUCUUUCAUAUAAAGUGUAUAUUAGUUUUGAUAUUUGUACAAUGGCUGGUACAUACACACAAAGGGAAUUUGAAGCAGGAGUUGAAGAACAAACUCUCCUAAAAAAUGCCAAUUCAACAAAAAUUGUUGUACGAGAACCAGUUAGAUUGUCACCGGGUUGGGAAGGAACAGAUAAACCUGACGACGAAUUAAAUUUUAAAGAAUUAACAAUGGAUCAAGUGAAUCUUGAAUUAAAUCCUCCCAAAGAUAGACUGAAUUUGGUAUUCUUUAUCAUGUUGCUUCAUGGUAUUGGAGCUUUAAUGCCAUGGAAUAUGUUCAUUACAGCUAAGAAUUACUUUGCUAACUAUAAAUUUUCAAGUAAUUACACAGGAAUUGAAACAAGUUAUGGAGCAAAUUAUGUAUCGAGCGUUAGUUUUGCCGCUCAGAUACCUAAUCUUAUCUUUAAUUGGUUAAAUAUUUUUAUGACAUUAGGAGGUGAAUUAACGACGCGAAUAGUAUGGGGAAUUUUCAUGCAAGUUUUAAUAUUUGUGGAGACUGUAAUUUUAGCUAUGAUAGAUACGUCAGCAUGGCCAGGAAUUUUUUUCUGGAUUACAAUGAUCUCUGUUGUAAUAUUAAACACUUCGAAUGGUAUUUAUCAAAAUUCAGUUUUCGGUAUGGCUGCAAAAUUACCAGAAAAAUAUACCGGAGCUGUUAUAUUAGGAUCAAAUAUUAGUGGAACGUUUACAGCUGUUAUAAAUCUUUUAGCUGAUUUAAUUACCCCAGAAGAACGCAGAGCAGCUAUUUAUUAUUUUAUAACCGCUCUCUUUGUACUACUAGCUUGUUUCGAUACAUAUUUUGCACUACCAAUAAAUAGGUUUUAUCGAUAUCACGAAUAUUUACACAAUAAAGAAAAACGAAAAAAUGAUUCAGAUGUAAAAUCUAAAACACGAGGAACUCCGCCCUAUUGGAAAAUCUUUAAACAAUGUUCUCCACAAUUGUUCAAUAUAUUUUUCAUAUUCUUCGUUACUCUAAGUCUCUUUCCAUCUGUCCAGUCUGACAUUAAAUCAUCAGAUCCAUCAUUUAUUGAAACGAUUUAUACUGGGAAAGAGACAGAAAAAAUUUACACUGAUAUAAUGUGUUUUGUGUUAUUUAAUGUGACUGCGAUGAUAGGUAGUUUUAUUACAUCAUUCAUUCAAUGGCCGAAGAAACAAUGGCUUGUUGUUCCAGUUGUUCUACGUGUUUUAUAUAUUCCACUAUUUUUGUUGUGUAAUUAUAAACCAAGGCUUGUGGCUCGUACAUUACCAAUUUAUGUAAACAAUGAUUGGAUUUAUCUUGGAAUAGCAGCAACAAUGGGUUUGAGUAGUGGCUAUCUGUCCUCUCUUGGAAUGAUGUAUUGUCCUACAAUGGUAGAUUCUCGACAUGCAUCUACUGCUGGAAUGUUUGCUGCUGCAUUUCUCAUCACUGGAAUUUUCGUUGGAAUUCUUUUUGCAAUGGUUAUGCCCUCGAUAGUUUCCGCAAGUAUUUGGGAAUGAUAUUUCAUUUAAUACAAUAAAUUACCAUCGUGGAAGCGUUGAUUAAUUAAAAGAAUGAAUAAUUUACCAUAAUAAAAAUGUACGAUCCACGUGAGAUGUGUAACAUACAAACAAGAAAUAGUGUGAACAUCACAAACUUGUUCUAUUGAAGAUUAAUACUUCAUGUCAUAUCAGUUACAUAAUGACAUAAGUGCCGGUUAUCUGAUAUUUCUCUGUUAAUAACUCCGACGUUUAUUACUUCACGUUAAAUUAUCAUACUUUUAAAGAGAUAUUUCAAUUUAAAAAUUAAAAAAUAAAUUUCUAAAAUACAUCACAAUUUGAAAGUCUCAUAAAAAUUAUUAAUGCAUCUAAUACUGUUAAAAAUGGAUAAUAAUUAGUGAGUUUUGAGAAAUUUAUUUUUAUCUUUUAAAUUGUAAUUUUCUCUUGGAAAAAUAAGAUUGAUAAUGUAAUUAGCUCAGUAGAUCUUUAGUGCUCAAUUAUGAAGGGUUUGAAAAGGUUGAAAGCUGUCAUUUUAUGACAUGCUUACAAUCCAUUACCAAAAUGCCUUUUAAAUUAAAAUACCAUAUAAAUAGUUGAUGACAAAUGUAAGUUAACAAAGUAUUAGUCGCGUCGAUUUACUAUCUAAUGUAUGUAUCGCGUAUAUACAUGAACUCACCGUUCCAACAAACAUAAUGAAUACAUAAAUUGGACCAACCCGCCUUAAUUAUUAAAAUCUGACUACUCAUAUUUGUGUACAUUAUUUUAAAGCCGCUUAAAUUGAAGCACACGCUGCAAGAUAAUUGUAUGUAUAAUAAAAAAAAAAA